This is a messenger RNA of Pipistrellus kuhlii (Kuhl's pipistrelle), 3903 nucleotides long. RefSeq names its product myelin associated oligodendrocyte basic protein (gene MOBP). Gene Ontology annotation, cellular component: cortical actin cytoskeleton. Gene Ontology annotation, molecular function: myosin binding; actin binding. The transcript is spliced from 6 exons. NCBI's taxonomy places the organism in Eukaryota, Metazoa, Chordata, Mammalia, Chiroptera, Vespertilionidae. Bases 1211 to 1708 code for a protein of 165 amino acids. The record is from RefSeq and is a predicted model, not a curated record.
CUGUUGACAUUUAAAUCUCGCUGUCAUGCAACGAGUUGUGGGAAUUCAAGAGGCAAGGCUGCUGUUGGUUGGAUUAGUUUCAGAAACAUCCUUUCAUCUUUCAAAUCACUAGUAUGUAGUUCUACACAUAGAAUGAAAUUUAGCAAAAGCACUGGUUGUAAGAUCAUGACAUUUAACCGAGGCCCAGAGUUACAGGAUUGAAUGGUGUAACCCCCAAACUCCAGGAAAAUUAUAAGAAAAUGCCAUGUCCAAGACUGAAGUCAAUAAUAUCAUGUUAAUUAAAUGAGAUUCUCAAUUUACAGAAAUAAUCUAUCAUAGAUUUUUUUUUAAGUUUUCAUGAAUUGGAACGUAAAUGAUAAAUGGUAUGGAAUUGUCCAGAUUUAAUCUCAGUAGUAACUACACUGAGGUACUCUUGCUGAAUUGUGUGAGGCAUGCAUGUAUGGAUGCUAGUCUUGGACGUGUGUAUAUAUGCAUGCUUGUGUAUGUAGGGAGGGUUAGGGAGGAUGUGUGUUUACUCUGAGUAGAGUGUGGAAAGAGAUUCCAAAGGCAGGGAUUUGUCAGUGUGAUUUUAGCUCUGUUCAAAGCUUGUGGGUUUGGCUUGUGGCAUGUGCGGUGAGGUAUAGCGCAGUGGGGGCUGGGAUGAUUGCUGUGGUGGAUGCCACAUUGGCAGAAGGAUGUGUGGUUUGGUGGAGUGAGUUGGUGGGUGGUGUGAUUUGGGUAGAGUGAGUAUGGAGAGAGUCUUGGUGAGGGGGUUGGAAUGGGGCGUUAUGUGGGAUGUGAGAGGUGGGAGACAGAUAUGAGAGUGUGCGGCUGACGCGUGGAUAUGGUUUGUGACUGUGUGUAUAUGUGUGUUUGUGUGUAGUGGUUGUAAUUUAGCUUUUGUUUAGCUUUUCUUUUGCCCUUUGUUUCAGUCUUUGUUUGGCCUUUGUGCUGUCUUUGUUUCACUCUUUGUUUAAACUUUCUUUGGCUUUUGUUUACUCUUUCUUUAGCCUUUUGUUGAACCGUUGUGUGGCCUUUUUGUAGUCUUUGUGCAGCUUUUGUUUUCAAGUGAAUCUUGGCUGCGAACCCAUCAAAAACACCUUGUGUAAUGAAAUGCCCAGCUAUAUAACCUCUCCCUAUAUAUUCCGCGUGCAUUGAGUGGCCUCAUCCUCUCAGGAGCCUGGUAGAGAGGAGGAACCUGUUUCACACAACAACUGCUACUGGAAGGGAGAUGAGUCAGAAAACGAGUAAGGAGGGUCCCAGGCUCUCCAAGAACCAGAAGUUUUCUGAGCAGUUCAGCAUACGGUGCUGCCCGCCGUUCACCUUCCUCAACUCCAAACGUGAGAUUGUGGACCGGAAGUACAGCAUCUGCAAAAGUGGCUGCUUCUACCAGAAGCAGGAAGAGGACUGGAUCUGCUGUGCCUGCCAGAGGACCAGAACCAGGCGCCGUGCAACGUCCCCCCCGAGGCCCAAGCUCCAGCCAGCGGCACCCCCCGCGGUGGUCAGAGCACCAGCCAAGCCACGGUCCCCUCCGAGGUCUGAGCCACGGUCCCCUCCGAGGUCUGAGCGUCAGCCACGACCCCGUCCAGAGGUCCGACCGCCACCAGCCAAGCAGCGCCCCCCUCAGAAGUCCAAGCAGCCGCCACGCAGCAGCCCCCGCAGCAGUCCCCACAGAGGGCCAGGCGCCGGCCGUGGGGGGUCCCCCAUCAAAGCCUCUAGGUUCUGGUAACACCAUCUCUUCCCCUGUGUUCCCCCAGCCCUCAGAUUGAGAAGGAGGAGCAAGCCAACCCCAAGGAAGAAAUAACCAAGGAGGAGUUUCAAGAGAACGGAUGGCCCCAGCUCCUGGACGUACUGCUGCCUGACCCACAUGCCCCUGGGCAAGCUCGCCGGCUCCGAAUACGAUGCAGAGACAGACACCGGCUGAUGCCCAAGGUCUCCAUGGCAGGAGGGCCACCGGGCGGCCUGCCUGGAGCAUCUUGAAGAUAUCAUUCUAUUGUCUUCUGACCUCUAUAAUUGCCAAUGAGAAAUCUGCUAUCAUUCUACUUGCCUUCCAUUGACCCAAGUUUCUUCAAUAUGAAGAUACAUAUAUCUUUCUUCAUGGAUGUGCAAAAAAAUAUAUUGUACACCCAUUAUAAUGGCAAAAGAUAAAAAAUUUCAAAUGUUGGCAAAGAUGUGGGGAAAAUUCUCAUAAGUUACCAAUGAGAAUUUAUAAACUUCUACAGCACCUUUGGGGUGAAGUCUGUGGAUGCUAGUAAAGCAGGAUAUUGCAUAGAACAAGAAAUUAUAAUUUUAAAUACCCAUCCUAGAGAAAACUUGCAUUCAUAGAAAAAGGAGAUACUGGUGUAAGUUUAAAUCUGUUCAGUGAAGCAUGGUUUGCCAUUGGGAAAAAAAAAGAUAGACAUAAGAAGAAAUUAAUCAAUGUCCACCAAUAAGAGAAUGAAUAAAUCAAUAAUCAUAUAUUUAAAUAAAAUCCUAAACAGCAGUUAAAACAAGUGAAUCAGAUAUACCCAUACCAAGUAGAUAAAUUUGGAAAACAAAAUGAAAAAUAUAAAAAGCAAUAGUAGAUGGUAAUUGCAAUAUGAUGCCCUAUGCAAGAUUUGAAUGACUCACAAUGCUAUAGUUGCCAAAAAAAGCAGAAACCUUAAGAUCUCACACUUUCUCUGUAAUGCCAGAGAAUUUAAAAAGUGACAACAAAAUAAAAGGUUACCCAAGAAAUAUCUGUCCUCUUGGAAAACAAGAAGAUGACUUGAAAUAAUUACUGGCUUGAGGAAAUAAUAGAAAUUAAAAGCUGUAUGGAAAUGGUCAACAAUAUUAGCCAGGCACAAUGUUUUUGGAGAGAGAAGUGGGGGACUGAGGACAAGCCAAGCGUCCCUCCAAGGUCACAAGUCUUAGAAAACAAACACAUCUGUUCUGAGUCCGUUUUGGAUCUGGAUUGUCUUGUGAUUCCUGCAGGUUUCUGACAUGGGGAACAAGGGGACUAUAUAGAAUACUCCCUCUCUCCCAACCUUCCUUUAAUAAUACGUAGAAAAACUCAGAAGAUAAUAGAAUGUUGUAGAAUGUGGAGGGAUGUUAGUUGGAGCGAAACUCAGAGUAAAGGAGAAAGGGGCAUCCAGAGCAGUGUUGUGUUGGGAGCCAGGGUAGCCAAACACUGGCCUAUUCCCGAAGCUCUACCAAGGCGAGGAAGAAUAUGGAGGCCAUGCCAGAGGAAGUCCUGUCCAAGGUGUGGGGCUGGGGUUAGCAGAAAUGGCAGAGAGUAGGGAGGAAGUGUAGUAGAUUCAGAUGAAAUAUAGCUCAGAAUACCAACCCCUCAGAAAGAGGAAUCUGGCCGAGGACUGUCCCAAGGCAGCUGGAGGGCGAGGCCUGAGUGUCCUGGCUCAGGCCAUCGUCCUCUGUUGAAGUGGCAAUAAAAAGGCCGGGGGAUUCAGCUACACAGAGCCUUCAGGUACUAGUGUUUCUCCUGCCUAAAUUAAGGUGCUAAAUGAACAACAAAACGAGAACCUCUGCUGCAAACAGUUUCCAACGAUGCAUUAUCUGAGGCCAUUACAGUCCUGGGAAUCACACCCGGGGUGCCAUGACAGACUCCUAGAAAGAAGAAAUUAGUGGGCCAGCCCCACUCAGACUCAACAGUAUUUCUUCAGUCCAUCUUAGAUUUUGGCAAAGCCAGACCCCAUUCUCAGGCUUGCUAGGCUCUGUUCUCCAUAUCUAUCCAGAUGGUACACAGUUAUGCAGAGUGUAAAGUUGGGGAGGAGAGAGCAUAGCAUGUGUUCAUUCAUGUAAAGAAUUGGAUGUCAGCAUGGAAAUUUAAUCACUAGACAUUACUGAACUCUCUAUGUUUGUCUGUUGUGGAAAUAAAGCCCUCUGGAAAUUGAUAGAUAACUACAUGUAAUGUGCCUUGGAUAUUAUAACUAAAACAUACUAUUAAUC